AUGUGGAGCUCCAUCGAGAAUUUGAAGCAAAAUCUAAAUAAGAUUGCACUUGAUGUGCAUGACGAAGACGACGACGACGAGGAGGAGCUCGAGAUCUAUGCUUCCAGCAAUGGCUACAACUCUUCGGUCUCUGAUCAGAGAAAUUCACACCGUUUCGCGCAUUCGAAGUCGGUUUCACGGUCCCCUAUUGCGAAUGGGAAUGACUCACCGUACAAUUUCGAGAUUGAACAGUACAAAGCACAAAUCAAAAGGCUUCAGGAAUCUGAGGCGGAGAUUAAAGCAUUAUCAGUGAAUUAUGCAGCUAUAUUAAAAGAAAAGGAGGAUCAGAUUUCUCGAUUGAACCAAGAAAAUGGUUCAUUGAAGCAAAAUUUGGAUGCGACAAAGGAGGCUCUCAAUGUGUCUAGAAAUGAGCAUCUAAGAGCAUCAACGAGUAGCUUCAAUGCAAUCCAGGGAAGUGGCGAUCAAUCACCCAAACAACCACAUAAAUCUUCAACUCAAGCAAAAAACCGUGGUGGAAAUCAAAUACAGAACACAGUCUUUCCAAAACAUGAUGGAAUGGGCAAUGGAAUAUUACAUGACGUUCAACCUGAUGUGAUUCAGAGUAAGAUGGAAGCCAAGAAGGACAAGGAGCUUGCAGAUUUUUUGGAGGAGAAAAAUAGGUCCCUGGCAGCAAUGCAAGUUACUCAUGAGUUGCAAAUAAAAGAGCUUAGAACUGAGCUUGAAAAAGAACGUGACAAAUUAGCAAGUAUACAGAUAAAAUUACAAGAGGAACAAAGUUUUAACAAAUCUUUUCAGGAGGAGAUCAGGAUUCUAAAAAUGGACAAGCACAAAACCUCAGUAGAUGUGAGCAAAAUUCAUGAUGAAUUAAAUGAAAAAACAUCAGAGAUAAGACAAUUGCAGAUAGAGUUGAGUAGGCGGGAAGAUGAAGAUUCCAAUGACAGUGUGAAGAGUUUGAAAAGAGUCAUUGCAACCCUAGAGAAGGAAAAUGCUAAUCUCAAGAUGGCAAAGAAUGAACUUGAGGCUGUUUUGCAAAGGAGCAGGAACUCUUCUUCUGACAAAACUUCUCCAGAUGGGAAAGUGGAUUCAACUACAAAUUCUCCUAGGAAGGAAGACAUGGAGCUAUUGUUGCAAAAAUUGGAGAGAGAUUUGAUGGAAACACGCCGUGAAAAGGACAAAGCAUUGCAACAAUUGGCCCGUCUCAAGCAGCAUUUGUUGGAAAAGGAAUCUGAAGAAUCAGAAAAAAUGGAUGAAGAUAGUAAGAUCAUUGAAGAACUUCGUCAGAGUAAGGAAUAUCAAAAGGCUCAAAUAUUACAUUUGGAGAAAGCUUUAAAGCAGGCAAUUGCAGGCCAGGAAGAAGUCAGGAUGAUGAACAACAAUGAAAUCCAGAAGUCCAAAGAAAUGAUUGAAGAUUUGAAUAAAAAACUUGCAAACUGUAUGAGCACAAUAGAGUCAAAAAAUGUUGAACUUCUAAAUCUUCAAACUGCUCUUGGGCAGUAUUUUGCCGAAGUUGAAGCAAAGGAAUAUUUGGAGCGACAGUUGGCUUUGACAAGAGAAGAAUCAGCUAAGCAUUUUCAACUUUUGAAAGAAGCAGAGAGAGGAACAGAGGAAUCAAAGAGGGAAAAAGAAGAAAUUUUAGCCAAGCUUUCAGAUGUUGAAAGGAAGUUUGCAGAAGGGAAGAACAGAGUGAAUAAGCUUGAAGAAGACAAUGCAAAACUUCGUCGUGCUGUUGAGCAGAGCAUGAGCAGACUCAAUAGGAUGUCCAUGGAUUCUGAUUAUCUGGUUGACAGGCGCAUUGUGAUUAAAUUACUAGUGACCUACUUCCAGAGAAACCACAGCAAAGAGGUUUUGGAUCUUAUGGUUCGAAUGCUUGGGUUCUCUGAUGAAGACAAGCAGAGAAUAGGUGUUGCUCAACAAGGUGGCAAAGGUGUUGUUCGUGGAGUUUUGGGUCUGCCUGGUCGCCUAGUUGGUGGAAUCUUAGGUGGAAGUGCAGCUGAUGUUCAAACGAAUUUGGCAUCUGAUAACCAGUCCUUUGCAGAUAUGUGGGUUGAUUUUCUUCUCAAGGAAACUGAAGAAAGGGAAAAGAGGGAAUCUGGGCAAGAUGCAGGUAGACCCUUCAAAGAGUCACAUGGAAGGAGUCCAGAUGCUGCUGGGGUGGUUUCGCCUGUGCUCAACCAUGGAACUAGCACAUCUGGCAUAUCUGGACCAAAUUUUUCUCCCUCCCAAAAUUAUGGUCCUGUGGCCCCUCAGGGAAAUUUACCGCCAUUUGCACAGUCUGAUUCUGAGUUCUCGACACUAGAAGAAUUUGUCGCUAGAAGAGAAGUGGGCCGGUACUGGGCCCUCUAUCUCGUAAGGUCAGGAGUUCUGCCAUUCCUCUCCGCUGCCAAAAACUGUAGAAAACUCAAGAGUUGCCUUAGUUAUGAUUCGAGAGGAGCAGUUAGAUGCAGAAGAUCCAAAUUUUAUGAAGAAGCCUGUGACUCUGAAGGCACAAUCUCUGGCCGCUCCCCAACUUCUGCUGCUUGGCUUCCCCUCGCUUGUGCUGGGCCACCCAUGUAUAGUUUUACACAACAUCACAAACAGUUCUCUGUUAGCCAGACAUCUUGGAUGCCAGAUUAUCCUAUAACACAACGGCUAUCUACAAAAUGCCAAGUUGAUUUCAUCCAAUGA
This is a messenger RNA of Dovyalis caffra, 2664 nucleotides long. NCBI's taxonomy places the organism in Eukaryota, Viridiplantae, Streptophyta, Magnoliopsida, Malpighiales, Salicaceae. The record is from the annotation of a GenBank genome assembly.